AUGGCUUCCAACGUCACCCGUCGCCUGUUUUCCACCACUACUCGCCGCAUGGCGGAGCAGAACCUCAAAGCCGAGUCGAAGCGCAACCCCGAGACAAUGAUCCUCGGUGGUGUCAUGGUCGCUGCUCUCGGUGGUGCCGGCUUCUACUUUGGCCGUAACCCUACCUCGUCCACCUCCGAGUCCAGCGUGCACGUCACCAAGGGCAGCGCGCCGUGGGAGUCUGGCGACCACGCCAAGUACAAGUACCAGCCCGGCGGCGACCCCAGCGCCGAGCCGCGCGACGCGCCCUCGGCCGUCAACACCGUCGUCGUCCCCAACGUUACCCUCACCCAGGAGUUCCACGACAAGUACAACAAGUGGGGCAAGGACGGCUAUCCUUAA
Messenger RNA from Beauveria bassiana ARSEF 2860, 381 nucleotides. RefSeq lists its product as uncharacterized. The record is from RefSeq and is a predicted model, not a curated record. Bases 1 to 381 code for a protein of 126 amino acids. The transcript is spliced from 3 exons. NCBI's taxonomy places the organism in Eukaryota, Fungi, Ascomycota, Sordariomycetes, Hypocreales, Cordycipitaceae.